GGCGCGCACACACACGCGCACACAGUGAGAGGCUGUUCGUCCACAGAUAAACGUCACAUCGACAAAUCCGUCGCGUUUCACGGUGAAAUCGGUUCUUUAGGCCUCCAUCCGCCACCGAAUGCUGAGAAUUCUGCCUCUGUUGUCGGUCAGAUUCACGAGCAAAUCCGUAAGGAGGAAAACCGAGUCAUUCAUGGAAGCGAUCGACUGAAGGAGGAAAAUAAACGCGACUGUGGAGCGACGCUGUUUUAUUUUACGAUCUUGCAUUUGUGUGCAACAUGUCAUUAACAGAAUGUCUGGGCUGAUUGCCAAUACAAUGAAAGUGAAUGAGAUCUGGAUAUAAUUUAGUAUAUAUGAGUCUUCUGAAAUGGUUUGAUCUGAAGAAAACCAUGGAAUCCUCAUUUUACAGCACCUAAAAAGAUUUACACAAACCAGACCCGAUGGAAGAGCCUUAUAAAGAUUCUGUAGCCGUAGAGAUGGCAAAUCCUCAGGAAGAGGUCUGCAGCAGCGUGCCUGAUGCCGUUGGGAAGCUGGAAAGCGAGACCACUCCGAUAAUCCCAACUGAGACGUGGAACGUCGGCUCUCCUACUAUCACCAAACAGCCUCUCUCACCCUUGCUCGCAAUACAAGCCACCCCGGUGGUAACCCCCGCUGCCGAGUCUCCAAACGGUGUCGCUUUGAAAGUAGCAACAACUGUACUCCAGCCAAUCUGUUUAGGGGAAAACCCAGUGGUGUUGCCUAUCCUUGCCGGCUCAGCUGCUCCACAAGUAGGGCAAUCAGGCGCAGCGUCAUAUCUGAUGACCAGCCAGGGACCGGUGUCCCUGCCCCUGGUCCUGGAACAACAAGUCCUCCAACAUUUGAAUCCUCAGUUGCUUCAGCAAACCACCACGUGUCCUAUCCUUCCUCUUCAGAACAAUAUUCUGUGCCAGAACCCUUCCCUUGCUCUCGGUCCACCUCCGGUCCUGGACCAGAAAGGUGCAAGUCCAAUGUUGGAUACUAGUCUAUUGACUCUCCUCCAAAACCCUAAUUUUGCUGCCAUUUUACAGGACCUCUUUCCUAGUCAAGGCAACCCCUCGCCCACUUGUCACCCAGCGUCUUCCCCACCAAUAGACCUUGCCUCAGCUUUUCUACCCCCACCGCCUCUCUCACAUCCUUACAGCUCUCCGUUAGCGUCCCUGGUCCCUCCAGCCACACUACUCGUUCCCUAUCCCAUUGUGAUUCCACUUCCAGUGCCACUUCCAGUCCCGCUGCCAAUCCCAGUCCCUGUCUCCAUGUGCAAAGACUCCAAAGUAGAUGUAGACUUCCCUAAAUCUAAACUGUGUAAUGUGAAUAAAAGCACUCAGACUUCACCUAAUGACAUUUCCUCUCAUUUGACGUUACCCAGCAAGGAAAUGUCAUUUGUCCAACCACCCCUUCCUUCUUGCCCUGUAGUGACAGAUGGAGAAGUUCUAGACUUAUCCAUUAGGGCACCUCAACCUUCAAUGCGUGUUGACAGUACGCAAGGGGUCCAGUCCAUUCAGCAGGACAAUGUCCUUGAUUUAUCUGUGCCUAGUAUAAGAAAGUCAUGCAUCCAGUCUCGUAGCACACGUGAUCCCCCUGAACGAGACCGAGUGUGCCACAUAGGUGAAGAUGUCAGCGGUGGGACUUUGGCCGUUGGGGUCCUGCGACCCGUAGACUGCACCCCAAACCUAGAUACUAAACUGCUAAGUGGUUUAGCAUCUUUGGAGUUCAGUCGACAGCACAAAUGGGUAGUAGAUAGCGGUCACACUAGCGCAGUAGCCGGUGCGGUACACGACCCUCAUGCUCUCGCUGGUAGCGGCAACAUUGAGAUCGUAAGCACGUCACAGACCGCCAAAGUCAUCGUUUCAGUCAAAGACGCCAUGCCUGCUAUUUUCUGCAGUAAGCUAAAGGGAUUGUCAGGCGUUUCUACAAAGAACUUUUCCAUCAAACGCGAAGCGAGUCAAGGAGGUUUCACGGCACUGCAGAGGGUCCAGGUGGAUCAACGAGGAGAGUCCAGCGACCCUCUCAAAAAGAUUCCCAAAAAUAGAGGCAUCAAACUGAAGAAAGUGAGCUCGCAGGAGAUUCAUAUACUGCCCAUAAAAAAGCAGCGACUGGCUGCGUUUCUUCCCAGAAAAUAACACAUACUCUCAGAGCGAGGGAGGAAAGGACCUACUGAAAAAACUGGUCACGGUCAGAAAGAGAAGAGAAAUAUAAGCAGGGUUUGCUGAUUCAUAAGGCUCGGUUGACAGAAUUAAGGCCUGCAGCUUUUCCUCCAGGCUGUCCCAAUGAUUUAGGCGGACACAGGCUGCUAUUUGAUCUGUUCAUUAGAAAGCAAUCAGAAGUCAACAAGAUGAAAAAUGCUCAGUGUUAAAGCAGUAACCUGAAACUGCACUACUACUGAUAUUUACUGAUGUUUUCGUGCCAGAAUCUUUUCCCUGAUUGUGAUCACACAUCCUCAUGAAUUAUGCAUUGUACCUAAUCUACAUUGUUAUUAAUAUGCAUGAGCUCUGUUUUGAAACAUGGCCAGCUGUCAGUGAGACAUCAUCUGUAGUGACGUCCUCACAUGAAACCCGGUGUUGAGUACUGACAGAUUUCUUCUUUUGUUUAGUUCCUCACCAGAAGCUUCCCAGUGUUUGUCUAAAUAAAGCGCUGUGUGACCUUUUGCUUCCCUCAUCAGUGUUUUCAUCAGCGGGCCGUUGAAGCGGAGCAACCGAGGAGGGGUUAGCAGUUAGCAUUACAGCCCAAUAAUGACCUGGCAAAGCACGGACCUCAUUUUCAUUAAGUUGCAUGAUUGGAGGAAAUGGUUGUCAGUAGCAACAAGCGUAGUUUUAUCAUUUUCUCUUCAGGGGGUAAAAGCCUCAUCCCCCGCCCGUCCAAAUCUCAAUAUUCACCGGGGUCUCAUGUCUGUGCAAUGUUUUCAAGGUUUUACAGUUUAAAGCUGUAUAGAUACCCAGCAGUA
This is a messenger RNA of Paramisgurnus dabryanus, 2956 nucleotides long. It is a transcript of the gene rai2, whose product is annotated as retinoic acid induced 2. Gene Ontology annotation, cellular component: nucleus. NCBI's taxonomy places the organism in Eukaryota, Metazoa, Chordata, Actinopteri, Cypriniformes, Cobitidae. Gene Ontology annotation, biological process: animal organ development. The record is from RefSeq and is a predicted model, not a curated record.